GCGGCCGGAGGCGGAGAGGCGGGAGAGCCUGGUGUCCAGGCGAUGGAGAACCAAAUUUCUCCCAAGGCCGAGGGGGCCGAGGUGGCCGAGCUGGAGCUUGAGGCCGCGAUCGGCUUCAAUGGACAUGUGCCCACUGGUCUGAAAUGCCAUCCUGACGAGGAGCAUCUGAUUUACCCUCUGGGCUGCACAGUCCUGAUUCAGGCAAUAAACACUCAGGAGCAGAACUUUCUCCAGGGCCACAGUAACAACGUCUCCUGUAUGACCAUCUCCAGGAGUGGGGUGUACCUUGCCUCGGGGCAAGUCACGUUCAUGGGCUUCAAGGCAGAUAUCAUUUUGUGGGAUUAUCAGAAAAGGGAGCUGAUUGCCCGGCUAUCCCUUCACAAGGGCAAAAUUGAAGCGCUGGCCUUCUCCCCAAAUGAUUUGUACUUGGUAUCCCUAGGAGGCCCAGAUGACGGCAGCGUGGUGGUGUGGAGCAUCGCCAAGAGGGAAGCCAUCUGCGGCAGCCCGGCUGCCGGCCUCAACGUGGGCAACGCCACCACCGUGGUCUUCUCCAGGUGCCGAGACGAGAUGUUUAUCACUGCGGGAAACGGGACAAUUCGAGUAUGGGAACUGGAUCUCCCAAACAGAAAAAUCUGGCCAACGGAGUGCCAGACCGGUCAGAUGAAAAGAAUAGUCAUGAGUAUUACGAUGGCCAACGACGAUAGCUUUUUCUACCUUGGCACCACCACUGGGGAUAUUCUGAAAAUGAACCCGAAGACAAAGCUGCUGGCAGACACUGGGCCUGUGAAGGACAAAUUUAGCCUGGGAGUAUCUGCUAUCAAGUGCCUGAAGACGGGGGACUUGUUGGUGGGUUCCGGAGCCGGACUGCUGGUCUUCUGUAAGAGCCCCAGCUACAAACCCAUCAAGAAAAUCCAGUUACAAGGCAGCGUCACUUCUAUCACACUUCGAGGGGAAGGGCACCAGAUUUUUGUAGGAACAGAAGAAUCGCACAUUUACCGGGUCAACUUCAUGGAUUUCAAAGAGACUCUCAUCGCAACGUGUCACUUUGAAGCUGUCCAGGACAUCGUCUUCCCAUUCGGCACUGCCGAGCUAUUUGCCACCUGCGCCAAGAAAGACAUCAGGGUGUGGCACACGGUGUCCAACCGGGAGCUGCUGCGGAUCACCGUGCCCAACAUGACCUGCCACGGCAUUGACUUCAUGAGAGACGGCAAGAGCAUCAUUUCCGCGUGGGACGACGGGAGAAUCCGAGCCUUCGCCCCAGAGACAGGCCGGUUGAUGUACGUCAUUAACAACGCCCACAGGAUCGGAGUGACAGCCGUUGCUACCACCAGUGACUGUAAAAGUGUCAUCAGCGGCGGUGGCGAAGGGGAGGUGAGGGUGUGGCAGAUAGGCUGUCACACCCAGAAGCUGGAGGAGGCCCUGAAGGAGCAUAAAUCCUCCGUGUCCUGCAUUAGGGUGAAGAAGAACAACGAGGAGUGUGUCACGGCCAGCACGGAUGGGACCUGUGUCAUUUGGGACCUUGUGCGUCUUAGGAGGAAUCAGAUGAUCCUGGCAAACACCUUAUUCCAGUGUGUUUGUUACCACCCCGAAGAGUUCCAGAUCAUCACCAGUGGCACAGACAGAAAGAUUGCUUACUGGGAAGUAUUUGAUGGUUCAGUGAUCAGAGAGCUGGAAGGUUCCUUGUCCGGGUCGAUCAACGGAAUGGAUAUCACCGCGGAAGGGGUGCACUUUGUCACAGGUGGGAACGACCAUCUGGUCAAAGUUUGGGAUUAUAACGGAGGGGAGGUGACUCACGUCGGGGUGGGGCACAGUGGCAACAUCACCCGCAUCCGGAUAAGUCCAGGAAAUCAUUACAUCAUCAGCGUAAGUGCUGAUGGAGCUGUUCUGAGAUGGAAGUACCCGUUCACCUCUUGAGUGCCGCAUCGACUUCCGGGAUCCAGAAGGCUGACCUCACAGAACCCCAAAGAUGGGUCCUGACUUCUCACAUCCGUGAUUUUGUUCUUUAGUCAAAGCGUUUCACAGUUCAAACUUUUCUUAACAGAAUGCAUUUUACCUUCCUAAAUUGUGGAUUAAAAUCGCUGUGUGUUCAAGAAUAUGUUGUCUGGACUGUAAUUAAAUGUUUCUUUUUUAUGAUGAA
Molecule: messenger RNA, 2137 nt
Organism: Hyaena hyaena (striped hyena)
Lineage: Eukaryota; Metazoa; Chordata; Mammalia; Carnivora; Hyaenidae
Gene: CFAP52
Product: cilia and flagella associated protein 52
Exons: 14
Coding region: 43-1914 (623 amino acids)
Biological process (GO): cilium assembly
Molecular function (GO): protein binding
Source: RefSeq, a predicted model, not a curated record